AGGCAGUGUGGCAGAGCAGCCCCAGCGCUCGGUCCCCAGCUGGGGAGCGGCCUGCGGACAUCCAGCCCCCACCGUGCCAUCUGAGGGUGACUACAUCCCACCGCGAUCCCGCUUCCUGCCCUCUUCCCAUGGUCCCGGUCACCUUCCUUAGAGUCUGACUGGAAAGCCCCCUCUCUGUCCCUGCAGUUUGUUGUUCAUCCUGGUCCGAGCUCCACUUGGCAGGGUCCCUGCCCUGCGCCCCCUCACCCCUCACAGCGCAGCAUGCUGCGGCGCAGGGAUGGAGUCGGCCUUCCUUCCCACUCUCUGACAGCAGCCCUGGGCUGCUCCCAUCUCCGGCAGCUCCUUAGCACCGGCUGGGACCUGAGCAGGGGCUGCUGCGGCCAGCGGAAACAUGGGUGGGCUGAGACGGGAUUAGAUGUGGUCAGGGAAAUUCCAGCUGCCCCGUGGUUAGCACGGGGCUACUCCAGCCUCAGGAAGCCCCAUAGGGCCGCGCAUGCUGGCUUUCCUCAGUUGCUUCCUCCUGAAUAUCCGUUCCUGGAGGCUGCUGGACUGGAGCUGCCCAGGAGAGGCCCAAUGGAGUGGGGAGGCUGGUGGUGGUCACUGCUGCUACUGGUAUGUGUCCAGCUGGCUGAUGGCCAGUGUCCAGAGCUGUGCCAAUGUGUCCGCAUCGCCCAGGUAGAGUGCUCUGGUGCCAGCAUCACUGCAGUCCCCAGCCCCAUUCCUGCAAAUGCCAUGACCCUCCAGAUCAUCAACACACGCAUUACUGAGCUGGGAGACGCGUCCUUCGGCAACGCCUCCCUGCUGAUUGGGCUGCGCAUUGAGAAGAACAACCUGACGCGCAUCAGCCCCAGGGCCUUCCAGCACCUGCCCGACCUGCGCUACCUCAGCCUGGCUAGCAAUAAGCUUCAGAAUCUCCCAGUGCAGGUCUUCCAGCCUCUGGACAAGCUGGAGUCGCUUCUUCUCUCCAGUAACCAGAUCAUCCAGGUUGAGCCUGCACACUUCGCCCACCUGAGCAACCUCAAGGAGCUGCAGCUGCACGGGAACAACCUGCAGGAGCUGAAGGAGGGGGUGUUUGACCAGCUCACCAGCCUCACCAAGCUCAACCUGGCCAGGAACAACAUUGACCGCCUGCCAGCCCGGGCCUUUGAGCGGCUGGCACGGCUGCAGGUGCUGCGGCUCUAUGAGAACCAGCUCAGGCAGAUCCCUGCGGGUGCCUUCGAUGGGCUACCAGAGUUGCAGGAGCUGGGGCUGCACCAGAACCAGCUGGAGACGAUAUCCCCAGAGCUCUUUGUCCACAACAGGAACCUCCAGAAGCUCUACCUGUCCAACAACCUCCUUGCUACCCUGCCAAGCGGUGUCUUCUUGCCUCUGCAUGCCCUUGCCAAGAUCACCCUGCACGUCAACCGCCUGCGGGACAUCUCCCCCAGUGCCUUCGGGCCCAUGCCUGACCUGCGGGAGCUGUGGCUCUAUGAGAACGAACUCACCACCCUCCCUGAUGCUGUCUUCAGCAACCUCACCCAACUGCAGCUCCUCGUCCUCAGCAAGAACCGACUACGCUCAGUGGCACCAGGGGCUUUCCGGGGCUUGGGGGAGCUGCUGGAGCUGUCGCUGCACUCCAAUGCCCUGCGCCGCUUGGAUGCCCAGGUGCUGGAGGGGCUGCCCAAACUGCAGAACCUCUCCCUGCACCACAACCAGCUGCACGUGCUGCCACGGGGCCUCUUCAAGGCCACCCCGGGGCUGCGGCACUUGCAGCUGCACGCCAACACCCUGGAGUACCUGCCUGCUGGCAUCUUCUCCCCACUGUCAGCCCUGCAAGAGGUAAAGCUGCACAACAACUCCUGGCGCUGUGAUGAGGGCAUCCUGUCCCUGCAGAGCUGGCUGGAGGACAACCCCCACAAGGUGGGCGAGACACCCCCUCUCUGUGCCCAACCCCCCACCCUGCGGGGCACCCCCAUCUCUGGGCUGCUACAGGAUCAGCUCCUUGGCCCCCGGUCCUCGACUGCCUCCCCCCACCCCAGCACCCUGCUCCCCCCUCAUCCCUCUGAGGCAGCAUUGCCAGAGGGUGCCUGGACGGAGCCCCCCAUGGGCCUGCCAGCCUCUCCUCAAGAGGAGGCAGAGAAGGAGGAGGAAGAGGAGAGGGGGUGGUGGGGGCUGACACGUGUGCAGAGUGGGGUGAUGGUGGCAGUCAUUGUCCUGGUAUGCGUGGCCCUGCUUGCCGCUCUUGUGGCACUAGUGGUCUAUGGCUGUAGGAAGAAGAGCCAUGUUGAGCUUAUGAAAAUGAAAGCACCUAAUGAAGCCUGAGAGGAGAUGUGCUGGUGAGGCGUGCCCUCCCUGUGGAGCUGAGGCACACAAAGCCCCUGUCUCUGUGUCAGCUGCCCUUACCCAUUUGGACAGGCUGGCAUCCCCCCACAUGCUGCGCAUCUCCCUGUCCUGCUCUGCUUUGCACCGUCCUUGCUCUGCAGCAGGGUGUCCCUCUGGGUGACGUCCCACGGCUGCUCCCUGUCCCCAGCCCCUCCUGCCCCCAGUGCAGCCUCUGUGCUCAUCCCCUGGCUGGACGCAGCAGCCAGAGUGUGGGAUGCUGACGGACUCCUCUAGCGGGGACCCACAGCCUGGCCAUGAUGGUGCUUACCCCAGUCAACAAGACUUCCCCACCCUUCACAUUACAUGGUUCCCUCUGAUGAUGUCUGCCCUUGCACUGUCUGCUGACCUCCCCCAGCCCCUCUUCCCCCUCCUCCAUGCCUUCAGUCUCUGUCCUUGCCCGGGCAGGCGUGUGCCAGCCACCACGCAGGGCCAGGAGCCAAGCAAGCACCUUCGCCCCAAGCGGAGCUGCGUCCCUGUGCUGCUUUGUAGCUUUCCUGCGUCUGGGCAGGGAUCCCGAGGGCUGGGCAGCCUGGGUCUGGUGCUGCUGCUACGCUGGAACGCCCUGAGUGACUUGCUGCGUCUAAGCUGCCCUCCCUGCCCACAGGCAACGCGGCACAGAGCACAGCCAGCAUCUUGCAGCCUCCUGUUCCCCUCACGCUUGUGCAUCUCCUGCCAGGAGAGCUAUUGGGCCACGUGCCCAUGUGUGGGUGGAGCAGUAGAUCCCCUGAGCCUUCGUAUCACGCUGGUGCUAACCCUUCUGUGGCCAUGCCCCUGCUCACAGCACCUUGCCACAACCAGGUGGGUGAGCAGGAAGCUUGCACUGGCCACUGCUGCAAGGUACUUUGAGAGGUGGAGUGACGGGCGUGAAACAGAAGGGAGAGUUGGACCUGCUCCCUUCUGUUCCGGCUGCCCCUUCCCAAGGGCACAUUGCAAUUGCCUUUCCCCCUGUGAGGGUUCUCUGCCAGGGACUGGGAGAUGCUUCUGCACUUGUGCCCAAGAGCUACUGGGGCAUAGUGGGGCUCCUGCCCUAGGGGACUCUCCUGCUGCACCCCAUCUCUGCUCCUUGCUGCCUCAGCACCCUUGUGUGCACCCUACUAGCUGGUGAGCAGUCUGGCCCCACUCUGCCUGGCAAAGCUACACCGUCUCUUCCCCUCUCCUCUUCCUCUUCCCACCCCAAGCAUCCCCCUCCUGUGUGCCCAGUCUGGCUGCUGGCUCACAGCCCUCAGGCAGUGGCGAUGCUCAUGGUGCGUGCUGGGGAGGGGUCAGGAAGCAUUGGCUGCUCUGAGAAUCACUGGCAGGGGCCACACUGUCCCCUAGGAGCACCUGUGUCCAGUGGCUACCGUGCCUCCUCCAGCUGUGGCAUGGCCACAGAAGAGUCCAGCUUACCUCUACUCACGGUAUGGUGGUGCUAGACUGUCUGAGGAUCACUCCAAUGGGACAAGGGUUACAUUUGAUGUGCAUCCCAUGGUAUUGCCUGCUCGUGGCAACCUGUGAGACAGUGUUGGCACAAGCAGCCCUAUGUUUGUGUGCAUGAUGGGAUGUUCCUUGGGGUGGGGACCUGCAUGGUGUUGGGAGACUCAGCACCUUCCUGUGAGGCUGUUGGGUGCUGCUCUGUGACCUCUCCAUUAAAGUGCAGUUUUCCACCCUCGGUUCCAAGAGCUGUUUGUUUCUCUGCAGUGCACGGCUGGGGAAUGACCCAGAAGAGUCAGGAGCUGCACUUGAUUUUCCCUCUGCCAAGAGAUUUAUUUGUGCUGAGGAUAAACCUGUACAGGCUGGUGGGGCUGGGAGA
This is a messenger RNA of Cuculus canorus (common cuckoo), 4150 nucleotides long. It is a transcript of the gene LRRC15, whose product is annotated as leucine rich repeat containing 15. NCBI's taxonomy places the organism in Eukaryota, Metazoa, Chordata, Aves, Cuculiformes, Cuculidae. The transcript is spliced from 2 exons. Gene Ontology annotation, molecular function: protein binding. The coding region runs from base 262 to 2301 and encodes 679 amino acids. Gene Ontology annotation, cellular component: plasma membrane; extracellular matrix. The record is from RefSeq and is a predicted model, not a curated record.